GGCCAAUAAUAUGCGCAAGUUACCCUGGGUUUCAAUUAUAGCUUUGAAGAUACAUCCACCCCGUUGGCAGAGACCAUAGGAAUUAAUGCCGUCUCAGAUGAUCCUAUGAAGCUACAUAGCUUUACAUCAUCAGAACUGAUACUAAAAGGGAUCGCCGUAUCAGCUCAUGUGUCAGCGAUGGGGCCAGAGUACAAGCUUCGACUUACAAGUCAGCUAAGAACGGAGAGGUAUUUAAUGCCGGUACAUAUUCAAGUCUCUAUCACCUGGGACGAGAAUGUCUCCGUUAUGGCCGCUAAUCCAGAUGAAUGGUUAAGACUUCAAGAAGAACGAAAACAGGAGCUUUUAUUCAUGGGCACAACUUAUUCUCAUAUUAAGGAACCAAGAUAUAUGUCUGAUAUUCAAGGACUGGUCCUUAGGAGAGUCUACUGUCUCACAAAUCAAGAUUCAUUUGUUAGAAUAGGACGGUUUUGUACAGAUGAUAUGAUCCCCUUUAAAAGAUACAUAGCUAGGUUAAAAGAGUUAAUAUAGCACCAAUAACAAAGGACAAGGUCAAGAACGGAAUAGUGGACAACCCAUUUCGUGGGGAAACCAUAGACCUGGAAAACCCUGAGCUUUCCG
Messenger RNA from Daldinia decipiens, 618 nucleotides. RefSeq lists its product as uncharacterized. The transcript has a single exon. Lineage: Eukaryota; Fungi; Ascomycota; Sordariomycetes; Xylariales; Hypoxylaceae. Bases 106 to 528 code for a protein of 140 amino acids. The record is from RefSeq and is a predicted model, not a curated record.